Cooperia oncophora is the source of this 834-nucleotide messenger RNA. Lineage: Eukaryota; Metazoa; Nematoda; Chromadorea; Rhabditida; Trichostrongylidae. The record is from the annotation of a GenBank genome assembly.
AUGAAGUCACCUGAAGAGUUCCAGGCACGAAAACCUUCAAACAUCAGUGAUGACAACCCAGAGUUAUGCAGUUAUUCGGAUUUCCGUCGUAAUACUCAGAUUUUAAUGCGGGACUUGAAAGGAGAGUCCCGGGCCGAUGCCACGAUUCCAAUGGGCUGGGCCUGUGCUGCUUUGAAAAAGUUUGCAAAAAAGACCUACAUUGAAAAGACAUGGAAAGAAGAGAAUCUAUAUGAGUUAAUAUGGACGAUAAUGUGUCAACGUCCAAAUUUGAAAAAGUUUAUUUGUGAUUUACUCGAGAAAGAUUUUCACGAUUAUGGAGCGGCACGGUAUUGGCGUCGUAUGCAGCCUGCACUGAUGCACAGGACAACUGUACAGAACAGAAAUGAGAUGUGUCGUGACCCUUUACUUCCAACAGAAGACUAUUUGAAUUUCCAUAAUGACGUCAAAAAUAUUGUAUUUGUACGAACGGCAGCUGAUUUGCAUAUGCUUAGCGAAGAACUGACUCGAUUGAAAAACAAGGAUCCACUCUGCAGAGUAAUUGUUGGUCUUGAUGCUGAAUGGAGCGCAUAUGUUGCUAAUAGCAGGGCGACUAUCUUGCAGUUGUCACUUCGUGACCGUAUAUUCAUCAUCGAUCUCGAUAAUCGCUCAGAGCUUCCCGCUAGUGCAUUACGGGAAUUUUUCGCAAUGUUAUUUCUUGACAAGUCCAUUUUGAAAUUGGGGUUCCAGUUCAACGAAGAUCUCGUGCAGAUGCGAGCCGCGGUUCCGCACUGUCGUGCGUUAUUCGAGCCAGAGAACGUUAUCUGCGUUGGAAGGUUAUUUGCAGAUGUGAGUUAA